Messenger RNA from Cyprinus carpio (common carp), 1860 nucleotides. RefSeq names its product progestin and adipoQ receptor family member 3-like. Gene Ontology annotation, molecular function: signaling receptor activity. Lineage: Eukaryota; Metazoa; Chordata; Actinopteri; Cypriniformes; Cyprinidae. The record is from RefSeq and is a predicted model, not a curated record. Gene Ontology annotation, cellular component: membrane. The coding region runs from base 357 to 1289 and encodes 310 amino acids. The transcript has 8 exons.
CCAGAGGAGUAUCACACAAGAUCACACCUGAUGUUUAUGAAUAGAGAAAGUAUACUUCAAAUCGUGUUGACAGCAGUCUGCCACCUACAGGUCUCAAUAUAGAGAGAGAAUUUAAGAGGAUUGAUAAUUGCCGGAUAGAAAACGAAGGGAUUAAUGCAUCAGGUUACAUGUGACAAUAAUCUCUCUAUUAGCCUGUUAGCAGCUAGCAACACAGCACAACUUCCUCCUGCUCUCACCGGGCUAAUAUAUGAGUCUGAACAUGGGAUACUAAUAUCACUUAUGAGCCUCACAGACACGAACGCGGAUUCCUCGAUGCAGACAUUUAUCUGACCAAUGGACUGGGUGACAUUAUCAUCAUGCCGUCAGCGAAGGUGCUGAAGAGUGCCCAGUACAUUGAAUUGGGCAGUUACCAGUAUUGGCCAGUUCUGGUGCCCAGAGGAAUCCGCCUGUACACUUACGAGCAGGUGCCAGGAUUCCUACGGGAAAAUCCUUAUAUCACUGAUGGCUACAGAGCCUAUCUGACCUCUAGACUGUGCAUUAAAAGCCUUUUCAUUCUGUCCAAUGAGACGGUAAACAUCUGGAGUCAUCUGUUGGGGUUCUUCCUGUUCUUCACACUGGGAGUUUAUGACUUGUUGGCGGUGUUGCCUAUGUUAGACGCGUCCAGAGAGGACUACGUCAUCUACUCCAUAGGCCUCUUCUGCUUUCAGGUGUGCAUGCUGUGUUCUGUUGGCUAUCACCUGUUCUGCUGCCACCGUUCCGAAAAAACCAGCCGCCGCUGGAUGGCACUGGAUUAUGCCGGGAUCUCCAUCGGAAUCAUAUGCUGUUAUGUUCCAGGAGUGUUCUACGCGUUCUACUGUAAUAACUACUGGCGGCAGGUGUACCUGGUAACUGUUCUGGCCAUGAUGUUGGCAGUGUUCUUUGCCCAGAUACACCCUCAUUACUUGACCAAGAAGUGGCAGAAGCUUCGCUCUCUUAUAUUCUGUGCUGUGGCGGGAUAUGGCCUAAUUCCCACCUUUCACUGGAUCUGGCUCAGUGGGGGUUUCAGCUCAGACAUAGUCCAGGUAAAAGUUACAAUGAUAAUGUAUGUACUUGCUGUAGCUGCUAUCAUCUUCUUCAUGUCCAGAGUUCCAGAGCGUUAUUUCCCAGGUCAGUUGAACUACUUGGGCUUCAGCCAUCAGGUCUGGCACAUUUUGGUGGUGCUCAUGUUCUACUGGUGGCAUCAGUCUGCACUUUUCAUAACCAACUAUCGUCACUCUUACCCUUACCCGGACUACCCUCUUCAUUCCUAGAGCUAUGGGAUCGAGGGACACUCUUUAUCUUUAAGCUUAAACAUAUUGUUUAUAUAAUAUGAUUGAGGUGUGUGGAUUUAAAAAAAAUUUAAUCUGUUUUAAAUGUUUUUAUACAUUUUGUAAAAUGAUGUUUCAGUCUAAAUACAAAUUAAAGGCACUUGAGGUAAGAAGUUAGGCUUUCAAAAGCACUUUUAAAAAUCAAGUUGAGCACCAUUUCACUGGGUCUGCGUGCAUUUCUACAUGCAGGUUAUGUGGGCAAUAAGUGUUACAUACUAAUAGUUCUAAUAGCACUAAUAGCAUUCAUAGUAUUAUUAUCUGUCUGUUCAAUACUAUUUUGGUGUUUACUUUUUGUAUUUGCACCUAAAAUUCAGUGAUUCACAAGCUUAAUAGGUACAUUUCGAUUUAUGUUGGGUUUGUGCGAACUUUAAUUUUUUUGUUCUUUUUCAAACGUACAUUAUGUAAUAGUUUAAGUGAGACUUAAGUCAUAUAGUCUCAUUUACAACAUUGAAUAAAGCAAAGAGAUUUGAUAGGGCUUGUUCAGAGAUUGGUGAAUGUCUGGGUAAAUGCCUUA